Molecule: messenger RNA, 3275 nt
Organism: Nannospalax galili (Upper Galilee mountains blind mole rat)
Lineage: Eukaryota; Metazoa; Chordata; Mammalia; Rodentia; Spalacidae
Gene: Hapstr1
Product: chromosome unknown C16orf72 homolog
Exons: 4
Coding region: 353-1180 (275 amino acids)
Source: RefSeq, a predicted model, not a curated record
ACGUCGUUCCUCAGUCUUCGGGGUGGGUUCGGCAACGCUGGCUGGGCUGAGCGGAGCGCCGGGUGGGGAGCAGCGGCCGAAGGGAGGCCGCGGCGCCAUGGGUGGGCUGUAGAGAGGGGCUCGGGCUUGGUGCAGGCUAGGCGGAGGCGCGGCGGCUCGCAGCGGGGAUCGAGGGUGGGCAGAGGCCCCCGGGCGGUGCGGGGAGGGUCGCCGGCCGCCGCAGGCGUGCAGGAGAGGUCUGGGCCGGCCGCCGGGUUCCCCGUCCCCGGGCCUGUCGACGACGACGCUCCCGCGGGGGUUCCGUCUGAGGAGGACGCGGCGGCGGCGGCGAGGCCGCGGGAGGCCGCGGAGGAUGGAAGAGCGGAAGGAGGAGGGCGAGGCGGAGAUCCAGGAGCACGGGCCUGAACACUGGUUCUCCAAGUGGGAGCGGCAGUGCCUGGCCGAGGCGGAGCAGGACGAGCAGCUGUCCCCCGAGCUGCAGGAGGAGGCGGCGGCCGCCGCGCAGCCCGAGCACAAGCAGCAGAAGCUGUGGCACCUCUUCCAGAACUCGGCCACCGCCGUGGCCCAGCUCUACAAAGACCGAGUGUGUCAGCAGCCAGGACUUUCUCUCUGGGUCCCCUUCCAGAACGCAGCCACCGCCGUCACCAACCUCUACAAAGAAAGCGUGGAUACCCAUCAGCGAAGUUUUGAUAUUGGAAUUCAGAUUGGCUAUCAGCGACGCAAUAAGGAUGUGUUGGCCUGGGUUAAAAAACGCAGAAGAACUAUUCGUAGAGAAGAUUUGAUCAGCUUCCUGUGUGGGAAGGUUCCUCCACCACGAAACUCUAGAGCUCCCCCAAGACUGACUGUAGUGUCCCCUAACCGAGCUACUUCAACGGAAACUAGCUCAUCUGUAGAGACUGAUUUGCAACCCUUCCGGGAAGCCAUAGCUCUGCAUGGUCUUAGUGGUGCAAUGGCUAGUAUAAGCGUGCGUUCGAGUACCCCAGGCUCUCCUACACAUGUAAGCAGUGGAUCGAAUGCUAGUCGAAGGAGAAAUGGACUCCAUGAUGUCGAUUUGAACACUUUCAUAUCAGAAGAAAUGGCACUCCACUUGGACAAUGGUGGAACUAGAAAGCGUACCUCAGCCCAGUGUGGCGAUGUCAUUACAGACUCACCAACCCAUAAACGCAACAGAAUGCUCUAAACUGCAGACAUUUUCACACCCACCAUGCUGCUUGAAAGCCACUCGAUCCUCAACAUAUACUAUUAUUGCAAAGGAAACAUGAGGCCAUCUUCCCUUGUUCACUGUUUAAGACAAGUGAAUUCUCUAGUGGUUGCCAUAAAAGGAAGUUCUAGGUAUUUCAGUAGAUGCCUCUUGUAACAAUGGCUUUCUCAAACUAUAAUCCUAGCAGAGGACAUCAGAUAUUGUGUAGUCAUUAGCGAGAUCAUCAUAGGCAAACAUAUCCGUUCCAAGGCUAAAAGUGACCUUAACUGUAUUUAUUCUCAAAGGGAAAGGAAAUAGAUGUUUAUUUGGUUAUAGACUGCUUUUCUUAUUUUUUGGUCCAUUUCCUGCUGUGUUGAGUAUUUUUGCUUCAACAGUAUUGCCAGGUUCCUAUAAUUGUCUUAAAACCAUGAUUUGGCUUGUGAGCCAAAUCUGUAGGCUUCCAUUUUUUGCAGCCACACUGAACCAUGCACCUGGUUUCCAUACAGAGACAACUGUAAACUUCUGAUUAUCAGACUGUACCCUGUUUUCAGUUUUCAAAGCAGUUUCUAAUUCUGGUGAUUGUGGUGUAAAGAGGUGCUAUGAUGGUCAUGCAAUUAAUACUUAAUAUUGAAUCAGUACACAAAACUAUUGGAUUUACUUUGUGUGUGUUAGUUACUCUAAAAACAGCAAUAUUAUUAAACUGCCCCCAGAUUAAUAACCUUGUAGGCUUCAAAUACUCAGUUUUUAAAACAAGUACUACUUCCUAUGCCGGGUACUUUACUUAUGGUAAUGUAAACACACAGACUGCAUUCAAGGUGACCUGAAAGACAGGUCAUGAGCUUUGAGAGUGGGCUUCCUUUUUGGCUUAGUAUUAGUGAGAGGAAAUGGAUGAUGGGAGUAGGUAAUUACAUUCUUUCAUAUCUUGUUUUGCAUUUGUCAUAGUGGGUGGAAGAUGAUAAAUGUUUUAUCUACUAAUAUGAUCACAAAUAGCGAAACCCAACUCUCCAUUUCCUCUCCUCAGAAGUGCAGUUUGGUAUCUCAUUCUGGAAAAGAUGAAAUCGCAUGGAGGUUCUCUAGAUGUUAGGUAGACCCAAAUAAAGUUCUCCUUAGAGUCCUCUUUGGGUAAAUGUAAGACCUCUUGUAGCUACAACGUUUUAGAGCAUGUUUCAUCUUCAUUUUUACUACCUUGAACUGAAUGAUAGUCUUUUUAGACAAAGAACUGAUGUCAGCCUGCCAGGUACUGUAAUUUAUUCUAUUAUAUUAUAAAUAUAUCAAGUAGGACAGUGAAAAAUGUUUCCUUGCAAACUUGUAGUCCAGUAUCAGUUACUUCUAUUUUUAAUCCUUUAAUGACCAUUGCAAAUCAGUGUAAGGGUUUUUCCAGUAAUUACAGCACUUUGUUAAAAAUUUGCAAUUUCUUCAGCCAUUUAAAUAAUACCUUUCUGUGAAGAAACCUUGCUACAUUAUUGACUGGGUGGGAUGUGAAUGGAAUGUUAGAAAUGUUGUGUGAAUUGAAGUUCUGUAUUCAUUAUAGAUAUAGCCCUUAUUUAAAACAGUGAAAUCCAUACUCAAACUAGGAAUGAAAGUGAGGUAUUUCUAAAUUUUUGCAAAAGUGGAGCUUUUUUUUUUUUGAAUAGCAGGAAGAAUUAUAGCAAUCUGUCAUCUUACCUGAAAUGGACAAGCCUAUGUAUUAUGAAUACGUAUAGGCUUCCCUUUGGAGUAUACCAAGAAAUGGAGUUAGUUUUGUUUUUCUAUCAUUGUAAAUUUAGAUUCUGGAAUUGGGGUUUGGUGGUGCGAAGGCUGUUCACCAGAAGCCUGAACUCUGAUCCCAGAACUACAGGAUUUUGAGACUGAGGAAUACAUAUUUAAGCUUCCCUUCCUGCCUUGGUUCUGUUUCCCCUUUCCAAGUUGAAUAACAAUAUUUUUGGUUGCUUUAAGUUGGUGCUCUGAAGCUUAAUCUUAAUACCCUUUACUCUCAAUUGUCAAAUUUUGAUAAAGCGUGCCAUUUUCUUUGGUAAGAGAAAGCAGGUCUUAAUGUCUGCCAGAACUCAAUUUAUAUGCCUAAUUAUUGGCUCCAUUAAACUUUUUUAAAACUUUA